AUGGAAAACAAUAGGAACAGCGGCUCCUUUGCAUCGCGGGCCGUCAAUCCUACUCUCCUUGAAGUUCCAGACAGCAAUCCCCAGAAGCGCAAAUCCUACCGCCGCCCGGCCGAUGCGCAACCCGCAGGCGCAUCCCCACCAGAGCCCGACAUGUCGAAUACCGUACCCAGCAACACUGCGCGUCCUGUCGCAACUGUGCCCUUGAACGGCAAUGUCACAAUUGGCAGCGGGCAUAGGCGGCGGCAGAGCAGACACAUACCGCCCCCGACGACAGGCGCAACGAGCGAAUCUGUGCCAGCUGCCCCAGAAGUACCUCGUGCGCCACCUUCCUCAUACCGAGACCCGUAUGCUAGAGGGGUCAAAGUGCCCGCGCGCUCAAGCUCUGGCCGAUCGCGCGAUCCAGCCAUCCAAUUGAACCCGAGCAGACAGCAGGCGACUAUCCAAACAGCUGCCAACAGACUGUACGAGCUGCGGUCACCACCCUAUGCGCCAGCCGAACCAUUGGCAGGGACCGUCCAGCGACGCGGCUCUCAGCGCAGACCCUCUGUGCCCGACCGAUCGCCCCUGCAAAAGUUGGAGGGGAAGCUAGACGAUAUCAGCAAGGAAGAGAGAAGGGCACGGAUACUCGAGGCGGAAUUGGCCGCGCAAGAGAAGGCUGAGGCGGAGAUGCGAGAACGAAGAGCACGAGAAGCUGCGCAAAAGCAACGUGUUGUGUCUGUGCCCAUACCGGAGAAGUCAUCCAGCGCUUCUGCCCCGACCAACAACGGCAGGCGCCAGGUGUCCAUGCCGUUCCAGGACAAAGCUAUGUCACCGCCAAUGUCCCCACCCAUGUCACCGCCCAUGAGCGACCUGGAAUCGGACGACGGCUAUGCCUAUGAUCUCAGCGACCCAUGGCACCCCUCGGAUGCACAAGGAGGAGCAGUUCAGUCCGUUCAGCAUGUGCCCAUGCAAAAGGCGCAGGUUGUUCCCAUGGCCUACCAGCCGGUACCGCAUACUGAUGCUGCCAUACCGCGAGGAAGCAGCUUGAAGGGAAAGGAACCGGCGGGUUCACGGAAAUCUGGCAGCUACAGCGAUCGGAGUAUGCUGCCUUCGCAGAACAUGCCCAGGAAGCCCGUAGCCAACCCCGCGGGACUUGGUCUGGUAGGUGUCCGCGACACUUCGACACCCUCUGAUGUAUCUCGUUCAGAGAGCAAGAGGGGCCAGGGGAAAAGAGACAGCCGAGGAUUCAUGGCUGCACAGAUGGAAAUGCAGCAAAACGAUAUCGACUACAAAGGAUCACCACGAGAGAAUGAUACUCAGCAACUGCCACGCAAGAUACCUCCCGUUCCCCAGACCGUUCAGAUACCGCCCAUCCCGCCUGUCCCUCAGACCAAUCGCAAGAGCGUCAUGUUCUCUGAGUCCGAGUCGGACCUAGAGCAGCACGAUCCUGAGAAGAAACAUCGCUACUCCCGCCAUCACAGCGAGCCGGAAAGGACCUACACACCCGCUCCUAUGCUCGAGGAAUGGAGAAGUGCACCGAUCGGUCUCCUCACUGCAGAUGAUCUAGAUCUGGACGCUCCAGCCAAAGCCAAUAGCGGCAACAAAGCAUGGUGGGAAGAGAGCAAGGCCUCUCGACGAAGACGUUCCGGAGGAUAUGCGGAACCAACUUACGAUGGCUAUGCCGACGAUGCCCCCACACACACUGCUUUCAAUCCACCACUAUACCUCAAGUGUGGACCGCUCCUACGCUACACCGGUCUUCGGAGAGAUCGCAGCGUUCCCGGACGUGAGCGUGAAAUCUGGAGAGGCAGUAUCAUGAUUGUUACUGUUGACGCCUCUUCUUCGUAUGCCAAGCCGCCGACGUUGCGAUUAUUCAAGCAGCCAAUGGACAUACUUCCGCCUCCGCCGGAGGAAAUUAGCCAGGACCAGCUGGACCCAUCCUACGUCGAUCCCAUCGAAGGCCAAGUCAAAGUGUCGCGUACUGGUGAGGCGCUAUACGUCAAGCCGGUUGACGAACUCGCAGAGGACGAGGACCUAUCGCGCAUUGAAGACGACACCGGUUUGUUCUCCACGACUCGAAGCACAACGAACGGAUCGGGUUCUAAGUCAACCCGCAUUCACAAGAAGGACGGCGAGAAGCUUGGCAAAGUCCGUGAUUUCCCCGGUAUACGCCUGUAUGCUGAGCGAGGCGUGACCUUCUGGCGCUUCAACAUCGAAGUCGAACUUGGCAGUACCCAGACACGCAUUGCCUACAAGAUCAACCAAGGUCCUGCCAUCGGAUUUUGGGUCCCAGCCAAGGGAGAGUCUAUGAACAUUAUGUUUCACAGCUGCAACGGCUUCUCAGCCACUGUCGAAGCGAAUGAGUUCUGUGGUCCAGACCCGAUGUGGCGCGAUGUACUGAACACGCACCAAACCCGCCCAUUCCAUGUGAUGAUCGGUGGAGGUGAUCAGAUUUACAACGACGCUGUAAUGAGGCAAACGACUUUGUUCAGACAAUGGACUGAGAACAGAAACCCCAUGCACAAGCACCAUCAGACAUUCUCCGAGGAGAUGCAGAACGAGCUGGAGCAGUUCUACCUCGAUCGGUACGCAAUGUGGUUCUCCCAGGGUUUGUUUGGCAUGGCCAACUCCCAGAUCCCAAUGGUCAAUAUCUGGGAUGACCACGACAUUAUUGACGGCUUUGGAUCAUACCCUCAUCACUUCAUGCAAACGCCUGUAUUCACCGGUGUUGGUGCCGUUGCUUUCAAGUACUACAUGCUCUUCCAACAUCAGUCUGUAACCGCCGAAACCGACAAGACCGAACCGUCAUGGGUACUUGGAAAGAGUCCUGGCCCGUAUAUCAAGGAGCGCUCUCGGAGCGUCUUCAUGCAACUCGGUCGUCAGGUAGCCUUCCUCGGUCUUGACUGCCGUACUGAGCGUCAGCGUGACGAAAUUCUUACCGAAGACUCCUACGACAUCAUCUUCGAUCGCCUGGAAGAUGAGAUCAUCAAGGGUGAGACUAAGCACCUGAUCGUGCUCCUUGGAGUGCCCAUUGCCUACCCCCGCUUGAACUUCCUCGAGAACAUCCUCACAAGCAGGCUUAUGGACCCUCUAAAGGCUCUCGGCCGCGCAGGAAUGCUGGGCAACUUUGUCAACAAGUUCGAUGGAGGUGUCGAGAUCCUGGAUGACCUAGACGAUCAUUGGACAGCCAAGCACCACAAGGAAGAGCGCAACUGGUUCAUCAAAGAGCUGCAACACAUUGCUUCGACCAAAUCUGUGCGCGUUACCAUACUCGGUGGUGACGUGCAUCUGGCGGCAGUCGGACAGUUCUACAGCAACAAGAAGCUGAACGUUCCCAAGGACAAGGAUCACAGAUACAUGCCGAAUGUUGUGUCUUCCGCUAUUGUCAACACACCGCCUCCAGACGUGAUGGCAGACAUCAUCAACAAGCGCAACAAGAUACACCAUCUCGAUUCAGAAACAGAUGAAGACAUGAUCCCCCUCUUCACUCACGGCGUCGACGGCAAGAAGAGGAACAACACACAUUUGCUACCACACCGAAAUUGGUGUAGCAUUCGAGAGUACAAGCCAGGAUCUUCACCAUCAGAAACGCCAUCGCCACCCACGACCCCUGCGAACGGGCCGCGCAUGGGAAGAACGAUGUCAGACUUCGCGCCAGGGCAGCUGGUGAGAAGACUCAGUGGCCAACAGAGAAGACCUUCAGGAAGAGGCCGCGGACCACCUGUGUCUUAUCGCAACAACCCUUCAUAUGCCGCCGCCGAUGAAGUUCAGAUCGGCCACCAUCAACCACGGUCUUCGUUCUCGCCCGAUCGAUCAGAACCUGAAAGACCCACUCGUUCGCGACGCAAUUCUCUGACAUCGCUCUUCCGUCGCCGCGCGUCAGUAGAUGUCGCCCGUCCUGACACGUCUGAGACCGCAACACCUCCCCUAAGCCGGCACAGUGUGUCGCAAGAUCGACCGUCUACCUUCCAUCGCCGACCCAGCGUACUGACUAAGAAGACCGAGCGACACCACGGCCCAUAUGUCAAUCUUGAGGGUGGUCUUGACAUCUGUCUCAACGUUGAGGUAUCGCAGCACGACCCGGCUGGUAUCACAAUGCCUUACAGACUACUCGUGCCAGCGCUUACUUAUGUCGAGCCUGAGGAGGGCGUCGUCGAGAAAGAAAGCGGUAGAUCCCGUGGUUUCUUUGGCUCUUUCGGUGGCAAGCGCAAAGCGACGAUCGGCGAUGAUGGGAAUUCCAUCUCGGGCAGCGAAAGCGGAAGUGAGCUUGGGGAGAUGUCUAGUGAAGAGGACGAAGAGCGCACGCAGCAAAGGUACAAGGUCGGACCUCGGAUAGUCAUGCCGAGUAUGGGGUCUCAGAACAGGCGUGGCUCUGAACCUGCUCCUGUCACUGCCAUUGGCCCUGCAGCUCCCGUUCCCACUGCCCGAGAGAACCGUCUUAGUUCAGGCUUCCAUGCUAACACAGCUGCGAAUGUAGCUCCGAACCAAACGAACGGAAUUCCCCGCGAUCUCGUUCCAGAAAGUCAAGGACGACGAAGCUUGGAUGCAGCUGCGGGUACCUCGUCAAGAGCUGCUGCAUGGGACAACGUGGCCGCGAAACGGCACGUCAGCAUGCCGGUCGCUCCUCCCGCUACCCAGACUGCGACCCAAGCGACAGCGACGCCAUCCCGCUCCGCCUCCACGCGCAAGCAGCCUACCUAUAACUCGUCUCACAAGUCGCAGCUCCCUGCGCCUUCGCCAGAGAUAGAACCCAAAGUGCAGCGAAGAUCCAUGGGUGGUAUCUUGAACCAGCACUCGCACGACAAGAAAUGGGAGCAUGAUGCCCAUGUAGCCGCUCAUACACCUGCACAAACACAAAGGAAGGCGAAGCGGGAAUCAUACCCACCCCAUCCAGCGAUCGUCGGCGCCGGACCAAACUCGCCCUACUCGCGAGACGGACAAGGCCUCCAAGCACGACAAGACACAGCCGGAGGUGACUACUUCUCCAGCGGAGGCCGAGACGGCAAGACCCAUCCCGCCACAGCACCGCGUCAAGUCGUCGACCCAGAAUACACCGAGAAACCAGUCCAACGUGCCGACUACGCCGCACAACCACAACGAGGCGGUUACGACCGUACCUCUUCCUACCCGGCCUACCCCCAACGUAACGGCACUGCAGGAGUAGGCGCAAAGUACCUUGGCGGAGGCAGGUACGAGGACGAAGAUGAAGAUAGCUUCGAUAGCGCUGAUGACGACGAGGCUAGUCUCAGCGGACAGGAGCAGGAGAUGAGCCAGGAUAGCUUCGUGGUGCCGAAGCGUAAGAAGAAGUGGCAGAUCUGGAAGUAA
This is a messenger RNA of Alternaria novae-zelandiae, 5304 nucleotides long. RefSeq lists its product as uncharacterized. NCBI's taxonomy places the organism in Eukaryota, Fungi, Ascomycota, Dothideomycetes, Pleosporales, Pleosporaceae. Gene Ontology annotation, cellular component: membrane. The record is from RefSeq and is a predicted model, not a curated record. The transcript has a single exon. The coding region runs from base 1 to 5304 and encodes 1767 amino acids.